Messenger RNA from Peromyscus eremicus (cactus mouse), 531 nucleotides. RefSeq names its product C1GALT1 specific chaperone 1 like (gene C1galt1c1l). The record is from RefSeq and is a predicted model, not a curated record. Lineage: Eukaryota; Metazoa; Chordata; Mammalia; Rodentia; Cricetidae.
AUGCAUAUUAAGAACAAUCAAAAAUCCAAGGGGGUCCAGAUGAGGAAAGUAUACAGAUUUGUCUUUCAGAAGUAUGGUAACUACAGCUGCUACCUUCUUGCACACCCCCACUACUCUGUCGUUGAAAAUUUAAAAUAUCUUUCGCUGCCGAGGGAUGCAGCUCAGCCCGUUCACGUGGGCUACGCCACAAUAUCUGGAGGCCUCCAAUAAUAAGUGGCUGUGGAAGGAGGAAUUGUCUUAAGUAGAGAGUCGGCGAAGAGGCUCAGCGAGCUUCUCAGGAACCACGAAUAGUGUAAAGAUCAAGAUGUAAUUUAGAAUUUAUCCUUCGAUAAGUAGCUGGUCGUCUGCCUGAAAUAUGUGGGUGUUGUUGUAAAUGCAGAGGAUUAUGAAGGAAGAAAUGUGUUUAAUUCAAAGCCCAUUGGGCACCUCAUUCAAGAGGCAAUGCCUAAUAACUCACAUCAAGUAAUAAAAGGUUGCUGUUCAGAUAUAGCCAUCAUGUUUAAUGGACUUACUCCCCCAAUUAGAAGGUAA